Messenger RNA from Saccoglossus kowalevskii, 3403 nucleotides. RefSeq lists its product as uncharacterized. Gene Ontology annotation, cellular component: nucleus. Lineage: Eukaryota; Metazoa; Hemichordata; Enteropneusta; Harrimaniidae. Gene Ontology annotation, molecular function: DNA-binding transcription activator activity, RNA polymerase II-specific; RNA polymerase II cis-regulatory region sequence-specific DNA binding. Gene Ontology annotation, biological process: regulation of transcription by RNA polymerase II. The record is from RefSeq and is a predicted model, not a curated record.
AAAAUCGAUCAAAAAAGCGAUCGCACUGAUUAACAAGAUGGCUUAUAUUGAGGAUGACUUGGAGAGACUACAUACAAAACUACGCAUUAAAGAGAUUCUUUUUUGCAAGGCGCAUGAGCUUUCACAACUGCUGGAAUGCAGUGUAUUUGUGAAAGUGGUUGAACCAAGCUCUGCAGCUGAAUACUAUGGCACUAGGGAUCUAAAAUUGCUGUAUCAGAACAGUGGAUUGAAAUAUCACCAUGGAGAUGUUGAAGUGCAGAUCCCAAGAAAUGUUGCUCCGAAUCAGUGCGAAGAGAGACUUGACGAAUUUAGCUCAGAGAGCACUCCUCAGCGGACAAAGUGUUUUGUAGAAGGAGACAAUAUUCAGACUGAGCACGAGAAUGAGUUUUGUAAUGAUAAUCAAACUGUCAGCAGUGAUGAUGAUGGUGAUGAUGCCUUCGAAAUUUUAGAAAGUGAUGAACAAGUUACAGCUCAGGAGAAAAAAAAUGAAAGACACACUGAUGAUAUGGUGUCAUGUACAGAGAAGGCUGUUGAUGCUACCUCAGAGGGUAGUCAUGAUGAUGGUGCUGACAGAAAUCGUAUUGGUGCUUUUGUCGAAGAAACCAUUGAUAUGUUGCAGGCAGAAGAUGGGGGAGAUAGUCAGAAUGUAGCUGUAAAGAUUGAAGAUAAGGUUGUUUUUGAGAAUACACGUGAUGAGGGAAUGGGACUUGUGAAAGAAGAAAAUCCAGAUCAAGAAGCUGUGUCUGAGUCUGUUAGCGAUAGUGUAACAAAUACGCAAAGUAAUUUUGAUGAUGGUGAUGUUGCUUUCUUGAAUAACAAGAAUAAGAAGUCUGUUACAGGUGGUGGGAGUACCAGCAUCAGUAGUAGAACACGUUCAAAAAUUACUUAUAACUGCGAGGACUGUAACUCAAGUUUUACCACUUCAAGACACCUUUCAGCACACCUCAAGCGAGCUCACAAUUCUAAAGAAUAUUCCUGCACAGACUGCAAUCGAAAAUUAAAAUGCAAGAACGCAUAUAUUCGUCAUAUGAAAAAUGCACACAGUAAAACGCAGAGCCUAUUCUCUUGUUCAUUUUGUCAGAAGACCUUCAUGUUUAAGUCUAUUUUGAAUGCUCAUGAAAAGUGUCACACAAAACCUUUCCUAUGUGAUAUAUGUGGGAAGAGUUUUUCCUCUCGUAAUAAUUUGAAAACUCAUAAAAUUUCUAAUCUGAAUUGUGGUGGUUCUGAUGAGUUGCCAACCAAGUGCAGCAUAUGUGAAGUACAGUUUCAGUCUGUUAUUAGUCUUCAAAGUCAUAUACGAAGCGAUCAUGGAGGUAACCGGUUCCAGUGUAAAACCUGUGGGAAAGGAUUUCGUUACAAGAGUAAUCUGGUGAGCCAUCUUUUAGUCCAUUCAGGUGAGAAACCCUAUAAAUGUGACUUUUGUGAUAACACGUAUCAGAGUCUGACUCAUUGCAAGAAUCAUGCUAUCAAACACCAUGGACAACCUGGGACAAUCGCCAAACCAUCGGGCAAACGAAAGAAGCCUCAAACUCACAAGUGUGAUGUGUGUAAUAGAGGUUUCUGUACUAAAUCAAACCUGGAAGUUCACAAAAAGACCCACCUUGAAAAGUUGCCAUACACCUGUGACAUCUGUAAACGAGGCUUCCUACUGCUGCGUAAUUUGAAUGAACACAUGAUAUCACACGGCAAGGGUGCUGGAUGUCAGUGCGAUGUCUGUGGGUUAUUUUUCAGGAACAGUGCAGCGUUGGGUACUCACAAGCGUACCCACACCACUGACGAUCCGACAUCUUCUAUGUUUGAUGACAGAGGAAGCACAGUUCAUUUGGAUGAACGUUUUAAGUGUAAUAUCUGCGACAAGGUUUUCCGUCUUAAAUGUGGUGUGAAGAAUCACCUACUAGUUCACUCUGGCGAUAAACCAUAUAAAUGCUCAUUCUGUGAUAAAGCAUACCAGAGUUACACUAACUGUCAUCAGCAUGAAAUAAGAUACCAUGGAAAGCCUGGCGUGAUUCCCAAUAACAAUGAGAGGAAAAAAUUGUCAAAAACUCACACAUGUGACGAGUGCGAUAGGGGUUUCUGUAGUGAGGCUAAUCUUGAACUCCACAAAAAAUCGCACCUUGAACAGUUGCCUUUCUCGUGUCACAUCUGCAAACGUGGUUUUAUUCUGCAGCAUAACUUGAAUGAACACAUGAAAAAGCAUGAUGAGAAAAGUCAAAUUCAGUGCGAUACAUGUGGGAAGUUAUUUAUUAAUUUCUCUGCGCUCAUUGCUCACCAGUUAACCCACAAAGGUAAUGAGCCACAGAAGUGUGAACUAUGUGCCAAAGAGUUUAGUUCUCUGAAUGCAUUGAAGAUUCAUACAGCAGUAAUCCAUACCAACGUAGGUAUUAAACCCCCUAGACGUAAACCUGUGAGAAAACCUAAACUUGACGCUGAUGGUAACGUGAUACAAAAGAAAGUUCCAAUCCUACUGAAAUGUGAGCUCUGUACCAAGUCCUUCAAGACUGAGACCCAGAUGGGUAUCCACCUGGCUAGGCAUAAAGGACUUCUUCCAUUUGAGUGUGGUGAAUGUGGAAAAUCCUUCAAGUAUGUCAAUGGGUUGAAAGUUCACAAAUUGAAACAUACUGGCGAAAAGCCAUACAAAUGUGAGGAGUGUGGUGCAGCUUAUCAAGGUAUGACACACUUGAAACUCCACAAAAAGAAGUUUCAUGGGGUCGACUCCAAAGGUUCCGUAAUUACAAAAGUGCGGAAGAAAAUGCCUAAGGAUUACAAGUGUGAUUUGUGCGGAAAGGCUUACUCCACAGUGCAAAGUUUAGAAAAGCAUCAACUGUGGCACAGUGGCAACUUUCCUUUCUCUUGCCAGGAGUGUGGAAGGGGAUUUCUCCUGGAAUACAAUUACAAGGAACACUUGAAAAUACAUCGAGGUGAACUGAAUCAAAAAUGUUCUAAAUGUGAUAAAGCUUUCUGUAACUUCAGUGCACUGGAAGCUCACACCCGUUCGGCUCACGAAGAGAAGAGCACGUACUUCUGUGAGCACUGUGGGAAAACAUUCCAUCAACUCACCAGAUUAAAAUUGCAUAUUACUUUUGCACAUACUAAAAACAAAGAGAUAAAAUUGUUGCGAUUAGCAACUGCGAAGGCCAGAAAAGCCCAAAGAAUUGCAGAGGGCCACAUCAUCACAAAACCCAAAACUAAAAGGGUACGAAAACCUAAAAAGUCUCCUAAAAAAAAUAAAGUUGAUGUAAUAACAGAAGUUGAAUCUUGGGUUGUUGCAGAAGAUAAUCCUGACAUCGAGUGUGCGGUGCAAGAAAUACAGGAGAUAGUUACUGUACCCACCACAACUGAGAUAGUGUUGGCAACAUCCAAUAUUGAGACUUGUUUAGUUCCGGAAACAACUGUGCAAAUAUAA